AUGCCACGUACGAGACGUUUUGAUGUCGCAAAGCUUCGGCAAACCAACACUACCGACACAAUAAGCACAGAAAUCCGGUCCCGUCAUACGAACCAGACUGACAACGAGGGCAGUAACAAGUGGCCAUCGUUGAAUACAUCCAUCUAUGGGGCAGCUGAAAAAGUUCUCGGAUUCACUCAGCGGCGCCGCAAUGACUGGAUCAGCGGUAGAACCCUGCAGCUGUCGGCCGAGACGACUCGAGCCAGUUCCCGCAACGAUGCCUUCUUCCGCCGACUUCGAAAGCUGACAGCAAAGUAG
Molecule: messenger RNA, 297 nt
Organism: Dibothriocephalus latus
Lineage: Eukaryota; Metazoa; Platyhelminthes; Cestoda; Diphyllobothriidea; Diphyllobothriidae
Source: the annotation of a GenBank genome assembly